This is a messenger RNA of Ectocarpus sp. CCAP 1310/34, 1980 nucleotides long. The record is from the annotation of a GenBank genome assembly. NCBI's taxonomy places the organism in Eukaryota, Phaeophyceae, Ectocarpales, Ectocarpaceae.
CUCCCCCCUGCCAAGAGCAGCGAUCAUGGACGUGCCUUCUUCCACUACUGUGGGCGACGCCUGCUUCUCCCCAACCACUGGGGGUGACGGCAAACGCAAACGAAAUCGCAAGGCCAAGAAGUUUGCUGACUACGUCGCUUGGGAGGAGGAGGCGACCACCGAAAGGGAAGAGCCGACGGAUGAUGGACAACACCACAACAAACGCAAUCGCAAGGGCAAGUCAACAGCAACGCAACAAACGCCGAACCAAAGCAGCCCCUUUGCUGCCACUCCUGUCGCUAGUCCAUCACCUUCUGACACUGCUCCUGCUACUGAUAGUCACGAUACCAUUGUGUCGGUCAAGAAGGUGGCAGGCGUCCAGAACGCCACCCGCAAGGCCCUUGAAUGGUUGCAGUACGGAGAUAUGUCCCUCGUGGAGCUGGGCCAGAGCCUACCGAAGCUUUCCAAAGCUCGCGUGGAGGUUGUCAUGGAGGCUCUUCGAGCUGCUGGGCUCGUAACGCUGGUCAGGAAGCACGCGCCCAACGCAAUGGGAGAGGAUCACGUAACCGAGGUGUAUCGUUUCUCCGCCGGCCGAUCUCCAGCAACGGCGCUCGAGAUCGGAGGGGGGAGGCCUGUCUCUCUUGGGUCCAUCUCGAAGCGCAUUAAGACCUCGCAGGCGGAACUAACAGGGCUCAAUGAACGAAUCAACGUGCUGAAGGCGGAAGCCGCCAAGGCGGAUCCAGAGCCGCAGCAAGUCCUGGAAAUCCUGCAGCACUUGAUGAAGCAGGACAAGAGCCUGGAGGAAGACCCCUUCUACAGCGUUGCGUACAAGGCGACUUGCACGGCCGCCACGAAGGCAGCCAAGGCCGCCGCGGCGGCCGCUAGAGCCACAGCAGCAGCCCAGGCGAGGAAAAAGGCGGCGGAAAAUGCGGUGGCGGUGGCGGCAUCAGCUGCAGCAGCCGAGGCGACAAGACAAGCUCAGGAAGCGGCGAGAAGAGGGAAAGAGCAAGAGUCUUCAGCGGCGGUGCUGCAGCCGAGGACAGACAUGGUGGAGGGGCAAGAAGAGGCGAAGGCUGUCCACGCUAGAGAAGCCGCCGCUGCUGCGGCUACCGUUGCUGCGGCUACUGCUGCUGCGGCUACUGCUGCUGCGGCUACUGCUGCUUCGGCUGCCGCUGCUACCGCUGCUGUUGCUUUACAUACUACAGCCUCCCUCACGUCCGGUUCCGGCGCAACCUCCGGUACCGGUGCUGUCAGCGCGUUACCAACGUCCACCCUUUCGCCCGCUGCACCUGCGCCUUCUCCUCCUCCGGCCUUGGCGACGGCCAUUGCAGAGCCGCCCAAUCCGUUCGUGGGCGAGCUUGGGGGCUUGGUGGUGUCGAGUACUAAUGUAGCACCGUGUUCGAUUCCACCGGCGCCACCUGCACCACCUGGCGGACCGCCAUAGUCGUAUUACUCCGGAGUAUUUCAGUGGUAGCGCGCAGGUGGCACCAGAUGGUGGCCUCAUCGCCAGAGCAUGAGGAAAACAAGCAGCACACCUUGUAUCUUCGCUGCACGCUCAUGGGUUUGGUAACCGUGCUGGUACUUCAAGGAGGAAUUUCGAAGCUGGAUCGCCGAAACAAACGUUCAUUGUAGCUCCAAGUUUUUUGUCGAAAUUUGACCUUGUGGUGUGUAUAUACCUGGCAGAUGGGUGUAUCGAAAACCUAUCACAGAGGGUCCGGCUUGGGUGGGACUUGCACCGUGUGUGAUGACGGGCGCGGCGAUCGGGGUUGGAAGUCCUUGCGUGGGUACGGCAUUCAAAUCCCGAAAGGAUGUCGCAAGUUAAUACGAAUGCCCACCAUUCCAAGGUUGUGGAGCUGCGGCGUAUAUGACUUUCCCCCAAACUUGGUUUCUACCAUGCCUUUCAAGGGAUAACAGAUAUAUUCCGGUGAAGCUCGCAUCCAUCUCCUCAAUGGUGUAGUACAGUCGGGCAGUGCUAUUCCGUGAAAGGGGCCCUUGCAUGUU